AUGACUCUUCUGGCACAAUACACCAGGAGAAGGCACAGAGGGAACCGCACAACGGGACCAAGAACAGCGGAGACAUCUGUGGCAUUUGCUCUGUGUUGCCCCUCCCCGCCUUGCUGCACUGCUCCGGGUCGCGCGGGACUCGGGAGCGCGGUACCUGAGCAGCGGCGGGAGCUCCGCCCGCUCCGGCUCCAGCUGCCCCUCGCCCGAGGAAGGCGGAGAGCCCCGACCCACCUCCGAAAAGCCCCUGAACAGGCUCCUCCAGGGGCGGGGAAGUGGAGGGUCUGCAAGGAACACGAACGCCAAAGACUACCGCUUCCACCAAAGCGUUUCCAAGCGCAAAUUGUUACGCGACAGCUCAGCUCUUCCUUUGGAUGCUGUCAGUGUUUAUAUCCGGAUCGGUGGGGGAUUCGGUCUCUCAUCUCUCAAGAGUUAACCGCAAAUCGCUCCGGGUACGAUUUCCCUCCAUCUCGCCAGUGGAACAACUCCCGCACACGGACCGCGCACACCAACUUUCCCGGUGAGGAUGACCCCCGAGCGCUGAGCAGCGCCGAGGCCGCGCAGCCCUCGCCUCAGCCCCGCUGCGCCUCUAUCCCGCCGCCUUCCCUGGAGCAAAAGCCCCGCGCGGGGCAGCCCGGCAGACGGUUCUCGCCCGCACCUCGCGGGUGCGGAGCCCAGAACAGCCCCCCCCCCCCCAUUUCCCCCUCCGGUCCCUCCCCGCACUUACUGCGGGCGCGGGGUCUGUCCGCGGUGCGGAGGAGGGCGCAGGGCCCGGGGUCCCGCCGCGGUGCUGGGGCCGGAGGGACACGCGGCGCCGCCUCGGUGCGCGCCCGCCGCCGCUCGCGCCGCAGCUCCUGUGCGCGCCCCCGCUCCGCCCCGCGCGCCGCCCGCCGCCGCCCCGCACUCCUCUUGGCAGCCAGGCGCCUCGACUCGCGGCCUUUGGCACACGAAUCCCAGCUGGCCGCUCGCUGCCCGGGGGCGAGGAGAAGCUGCCGGCCUCUUCCCCGGGCGCAGGGACAGAGGGACAGGGCCGCCCCUCACGACGGGCGGGAUUUUCCCGCCUCCGAGGCUGUUCCCGCCCUGGGGCGGUGGCAGCGGCGGGAGCCCCCUGAGGGCGGCGGGAGGAUCCUGCCCCGCGCCUCCCGGCUUCCAGCUGGGUCAGUCCAGCGCCCCGUGCUCUGA
Molecule: messenger RNA, 1179 nt
Organism: Corvus hawaiiensis (hawaiian crow)
Lineage: Eukaryota; Metazoa; Chordata; Aves; Passeriformes; Corvidae
Product: serine/arginine repetitive matrix protein 1-like
Exons: 4
Coding region: 1-1179 (392 amino acids)
Source: RefSeq, a predicted model, not a curated record